Messenger RNA from Leguminivora glycinivorella, 796 nucleotides. RefSeq lists its product as uncharacterized. The coding region runs from base 75 to 734 and encodes 219 amino acids. The record is from RefSeq and is a predicted model, not a curated record. The transcript has 3 exons. NCBI's taxonomy places the organism in Eukaryota, Metazoa, Arthropoda, Insecta, Lepidoptera, Tortricidae.
UUUUAAUAGUGACAAUAGUGUUUUAUAGACAUUACAGUAAUUAAUUUAGAUUGUAUACUGUGUGCUGUGAAGUAAUGAGUAAUUUGAGUGCAAUGUCGCUGGCGGACCUUGUGGCCGGGAGGGGCUACGUUAAGGCCAAAAUUUCAAGAACUUGUAACUCAGUGAAGAUAACUGAUUCAAAUGAGAUGUUACUAAAUCAAAAAACUAGAUUAUUAGAAGCAUUCAAAGAAUAUGAAGAUUACAACAUAAACAUACUAAAGUUAGAAUCUAAUGACACUGAACCUAUUGAGGAAUAUGAAAAUAAAUACUUAAAUGCAUUAACAAUUAUUGACGAAGAAAUCAACAGACGCAAUGCCCACUCUCCCUCCACGAGGCCCGAACAGGUGGUAAAAUUGCACCAGCCUAUCAAGUUACCACCCAUAGACAUACCUUGCUUUAGUGAUGCCUACACAGCCAGAGCAUAUCACAUGGAGCGGGACGCUGGCACAGACCCAACAAUGGAAGGCUUCCUUGACUACCUAGAGAGGCGUGCACUGGCCUUAGAAAAUGCUGAACCAGGGACAUCGGGACAACCUCGCUACUUGCCUGCUAAUAAGACUGUACUAAUAGCAACUGAAAAAACGCUGCAGUGUGAUUUAUGCAUUGAUACUAACGGGUCCAGCAUACCAGCCAUCGAGUCACCAGCAGGCGACUGGCAGCGAACAGGGGAAGAAUGCAGCUCGAUCGCAGUUUGAGCUGUCAACCCAGCCCACCAUAGUUAACACCCAAUUUGGUCACAUUAUCGGAGGUGGCCUAC